Molecule: messenger RNA, 873 nt
Organism: Helianthus annuus (common sunflower)
Lineage: Eukaryota; Viridiplantae; Streptophyta; Magnoliopsida; Asterales; Asteraceae
Product: protein FAR-RED IMPAIRED RESPONSE 1-like
Exons: 2
Coding region: 1-873 (290 amino acids)
Biological process (GO): regulation of DNA-templated transcription
Molecular function (GO): zinc ion binding
Source: RefSeq, a predicted model, not a curated record
AUGGAAUCUCAGAGGUUUAAGCGCAGCAAACGUGAUCAUGAUACCAGAUACACACAACCUCGCAUGAAAACCAAUUAUGAAUUGGAACUGGAAGCUGCAAAGAUUUAUACUCGGGGGAUAUUUUUUGAUGUUCAAGAAGAAAUUCGACUUGCUUGCAAGAAUUGUAUGUGCAGGCGUGAAGAAGAAGUUGGUGAUUCAAUUAAGUUUUAUAUUCUACAGGUCAAUCUUCCUGGCCUUCAUGAGCUUCUUUUUACUCCUAAGGAUAUGGUAAUUAAAUGCAGCUGCAACCGAUAUGAGCAGUAUGGUUUGCUACGUAGGCAUGCCUUUUGUGUUCUUCGUCUUUGUGGUAUAAAGGAGUUCCCUAAAAAAUAUGUUAUGGGGCGUUGGACAAGAGAUGUUGUUCCAAAAAAGACAAAAGUUUCGAGUUUUGAUCAAAAUGCUGCUGGUAAUCAAGUUGAACGUGCUUCCAGCAUUGUGUGUGAGAUAAUGACUGCAACUGAACAUAUUGUUAACCGUCUUGUUACAAAUAUUGACCUGUUAUCGUUGUAUAGAGACCAAGUGAUCGAGUCGAAGUUGAAGGUUGAUUCUGCUGACCUUCCUGCAGAAUCACUUGACAAGAAUGCAAGAUUAGCUAAUAUUCUUCAUGCUGAUCAGCCAUGUUCAUCGUCUUCUGCUACCAUUCUUCCACCUAGUGGUAUUAGAAACAAGGGGUGUGGUUCAAACAAACGCUUAAAGUCUUUUCGUGAGGUAUCAUCUUCAAGAAUAUCAAAGAAAACUAAAUCUAGAGGUUGUUUGAUAUGUGGAGGUCAUGGACAUAAUAGUCGGACUUGUAAGAUGAAGACUACUGUUGCUGAUUCCCAGAAGAGCAGUUAG